UCAUAGGUAAUCUAAGAGUUUCGAAGAUGGCGGCGGUUUUUAAACCAAUAAUUCGAUGGGCUCAAAGCAAGGAACGAGUAUUUUUAACACUGGAGUUGUCAGAUGUUCAGUAUCCAGCCGUGGAACUGACAAGCAACCGGCUGGUCUUUCAAGGAUUUGGUCAUGGAGCUAGAGGGGAACAACAGUACCAUGUGGACAUUGAUUUCUAUAGGCCUGUUGAUAUUACAGCAAGCAGUCAUAAAGUUCUGGAUCGUCAUGUGGAGUUUUCCAUUGCUAAGUUAAAAGGACAGCAUGAAUUUUGGCCACGUCUUAUUGUGGAUGAACAAAAGCCAGCCUGGUUGAAGGUCAAUUUUGAUCGAUGGCAAAGUGGAGAUACAUCUGAUAGUGAAGAAGAUGAACAGGAAGAACGAGCAAAACUGGAGAACUUGAUGGCUAAUACCAAAGCCAUGGAAUUAGAUUUGGACAAUGAAAUAGAGAAAACCAAAAAAGAAGUUUUCAGAUUUAUACGUACAUUCUACUUGGUUGUGUAUAAUCUCAUGCAAGGAGGAUUAUAUCUUUACAUAACUUCAGUCCUUGUGUACAAAGUAAUUUUUCAAGGAACAGCUGCCUUCUCUGAAGCCUACAACUCAGUCAGUGAUGUACUGGCUUCUUGUCAGUUGGCUGCCUUCUUGGAGGUUAUUCAUCCUAUAGUUGGCAUUGUAAAGACUGGUGCCCUAGCUCCCUUCAUGCAGGUUUUUGGCCGAAACUUGGUGCUUUUCUUGGUAGUUGUUGCAAAUAAAGAGCUCCAUGAACUUGCAGCUGUAUAUGGUCUUUUCAUUGUAUGGUCUCUCAUUGAAGUUGUACGGUACCCAUUUUACGCCUCUCAGAUUGUUGGCAUAAGGAUUGAACCACUGAUGUGGCUUCGAUACACAUUAUGGAUUCCUCUGUAUCCCCUAGGUGUACUCUUUGAAGUUACUCUCAUAUGGAAAGCAAUUCCUUUGCUGGAUGAAUCCGAGAGAUUCUCUGUCAAACUUCCAAAUGCACUUAACUUCAGUUUCAGCUUUGCUUGGUUCCUUAGAGUAUACCUUAUCUUCCUUGUUAUUGGUGGCUGUCACAUGAUGAAACACAUGUAUGCCCUGCGACAACGAAGAUAUGGCAAAAAGAAAUCAAAAACAAAAUAACAACUUUCUCCUUAAGUAAUAACUAUAACACAAAGGCCUGACCAUGCCUGCCAAGACCUCAAAAGCCAGACCACUUAAGAACAUUUUAGACUGCCUUUGAUAGUUUGUACUGUAUAUUAAAAAAAAAGAACAGUUGUCAUAAAGGUAUUCUGUUCAGUGCUGCAAUUUUGGCUGUGGUGAGCCAACAAGCACUUAUACUUUUCAACUCAUUUAUCAAAGAAAACUUAUGUAACAAAGAAAUUGGAACAAGG
Molecule: messenger RNA, 1411 nt
Organism: Stylophora pistillata
Lineage: Eukaryota; Metazoa; Cnidaria; Anthozoa; Scleractinia; Pocilloporidae
Product: very-long-chain (3R)-3-hydroxyacyl-CoA dehydratase
Biological process (GO): sphingolipid biosynthetic process; fatty acid elongation; very long-chain fatty acid biosynthetic process
Cellular component (GO): endoplasmic reticulum membrane
Molecular function (GO): 3-hydroxyacyl-CoA dehydratase activity
Source: RefSeq, a predicted model, not a curated record